Molecule: messenger RNA, 1374 nt
Organism: Caenorhabditis auriculariae
Lineage: Eukaryota; Metazoa; Nematoda; Chromadorea; Rhabditida; Rhabditidae
Source: the annotation of a GenBank genome assembly
AUGUGUGUUCAGCGCGGCGCGAGUCGACCUACGGCGACGGCGGCGGCGACGGUAGAGAGCGUUGGGAGCACGGAGACGCAUCGGCGGCAAUGUUUCCGCAAGGGAGUAUUGAGCGGCCGCGGAAAACGGCGACGCGACGCGACACGCAUCGCUCUGCCAUCGGUUCGCGUCGACCUCCGCCGCCACCGCCGACGCAGUUACGUACGUCAACCUCUCUCUCGACCCCCGAGGCUGCCGCCGGCGCGCAAACAUUUCCUUCCAUUUUCGCCCCGCCGACUAGUUGGUUUCCUUCCUGACGGUGAGCUUCUUUCGGUUUCUUUCCCCUUUAUUUCGUAUACCUAUGCCAUCUUUGGUUAAUUAUCUCAAACUAUGAUUAUCUGGAGAGGCCCUAGGAAGCUUCGAAGUGCCUAUGUAGUAAAAACUAGUUUUUUUAAAGUUACUUUUUGAGCUUUCUCAGUGUUUUUCUCUAAUAUUUUUUUAAGUCCUAUCUGUAUUAGAGGUAUUUUUCGAAGCUCAGAGCGAUUUGAGAAUCAGCCCUGUACAAAUUUUUGAGCCAUUAGAUCGAAAAAAAUUUUUUUAAAUAUGGUUAAAAGAGAGUUGAGAGCUCAGAAGCAUCAAUAAAAAGAGCUAUGGUCCGAAAGAGAGCCACAGAAAUUGAAUUGAAGAUUUCUCUAAUUUUUUUCUAGGUUUUGAACUCUUUCGACUUCUGAAGUUUGAAGCUCAGCGACAACUCUAGAAAAAAUAAUGAGCGAUAUAAAUAUAUGGAUGUAAAGUCUAGUUUAUUUAUUGGUUGAUAGAGCUUCUCUUCUUUUUUAAACUUCGAUGAGAUUCAUAUCGUUUAUCCCAACACGAGAGGUCUCCACGAACUCAGAACUACUAAUGAACGAAAAUUGAUAUUCAAAUAUGAAGAGAAAAGUGUAAAAGUUUGUUUUCCACUUUGAUAUUGAAAGAUUCUGAAUUUUUGAAUUUUCAUUUUUCUUCUUUUUUUGCAAUAAAUAUUUUCAUGAAGCUUGGAAACAUCCUUUAAAGUUUCUUUCUCAAUCUUCAACUAUAUAUUUGUCAUAAAAAUUAGAAAAUAUCAUUUUUCCAGUUUCGCGAGCUUUCUCCAAUUCAUUUUUUUAAUGCUUGAAAACUGAAAAAUCCUUAAUAAUAGUUUUUCCAAACUCUUUUUCUUCAAUAAUUGUUUUCUCCCAGCUGAGUUUUUUUUAUAUUAGCUCGUUAAAUUGCUAUAAAUCUAUAAAAUCUUCCUUCUUGGAAGCGUCGUUUCAAGAUUAGUUCGUUUUCUCAGACUUUUUUCUAAAAUCCUUUAGUAUAGAUACUUUAUUGUUUUCUCGAUAAAUUUACAAAGCAAAGUUUACAGGUCUCAAUGUCUGA